Molecule: messenger RNA, 1475 nt
Organism: Culex pipiens pallens (northern house mosquito)
Lineage: Eukaryota; Metazoa; Arthropoda; Insecta; Diptera; Culicidae
Product: aldo-keto reductase family 1 member B1-like
Exons: 3
Coding region: 61-1005 (314 amino acids)
Cellular component (GO): cytosol
Molecular function (GO): aldose reductase (NADPH) activity
Source: RefSeq, a predicted model, not a curated record
AUUGGUACGAGUCACUUCUAGGUGUAGUUGCAAUUCUACCUUCAAUAAAGUAACUUCAAAAUGCCUCUAUUCGCACCUACCGUAACAUUGAAUAAUGGGCUAAAAAUGCCCGUUCUGGGCUUGGGAACCUGGCAGGCCCGCGAAGGUGAAGCCGUGGAAGCGGUCAAAGCAGCCCUGGACGCCGGAUAUCGUCACAUCGACACGGCCUACUUGUACGGAAACGAGAAGGAAGUGGGACGCGCGAUUCGCGACAAGAUCGCAGAAGACGUCAUCAGGAGGGAGGAUGUUUUCGUGACCACCAAGUUGUGGAACACAUUCCACGAUCCAAAGCACGUUGAGGAGGCUUUCAAACGGUCCAUGGCCAACUUGGAUAUUGGCUACAUCGAUUUGUACUUGAUGCACUGUCCGGUGAGCUUCAAGUUUUCUGGUUGGCAGGUCCAGAAGUCGGAUCCAGUUGAGUUCUCUGAGGUAGACAUUGUGGAUACGUACCGUGCCAUGGAGAAGCUGCUGGAAACUGGAAAAGUGAAGAGCAUUGGAGUGUCGAACUUCAACAGCGAGCAGAUAACGAGGAUUGUCAACGAGUGCAAGGUUCGCCCCGUUACGAAUCAAGUUGAGUGCAAUCCGACAUUGAAUCAACGGAAGCUAAUUGAAUUCUGUAGGAAGUUGGGGAUUGUCAUCACGGCGUACAGUCCGUUGGGUCGACCUAAUCAAAGUUCCGGAAAUGACAACAAAUCCGCAAUUGACGACCCUCGAGUUCUGGAGAUUGCAAAGAAGUACAAUAAAUCUCCUGGGCAGAUCAUACUGAGAUACUUGCUGGAUAUUGGAACCGUUCCGAUUCCGAAGUCGGCCAACCCAGAUCGACUUCGUCAAAACAUUGAUUUGUUUGAUUUCAAGCUGUCCGCAGAGGAAAUCAAAACGAUGGACGGAUUCAAUACGGGGAAGAGAAUCGUUGACAUUGCUUACUUGGCGGACCACAAGUAUUUCCCCUUUCAUAUCGAGUUCUGAAUAAAAGUUGGACAUAGUAGUCCUUGACAAACGCUUGCUUCGACUGACGCUGAGUCAAGCUUAUUAAAUUAUGAAGUUUGUCGUUCUGAAAAGAAUUCAAGUUACUAGCCAAACUAAAUUUCACACCACCGAAAAACUUUUAAUUAGUUUUCUCGCCUCAAUACACCUCAUCAAAAGUCAUAAAACGUCACUUUCACACAAGUGUGGCGUCGCAAGAAUUCCAUCAUUACGGUUCGCAUUAUUUCCGCUGUGCUGGUGUAACAUAGUUAGGCGAAAACUAAUUUCCUAACAAAUCUCCUUCCCUCCUGGUAGGGACCAUUUUUGUAUCGUUUUCCUUGCAGUACAACAAUCCUUCAUAAACCUUCAAAAGGGGGAGAGAUUAGGCGCCUCCGCUUCUUCGUGAUCCUUUCUUGAGGAGGGGCGGCGCCGGGUCACAGAAACAAAUGCGAACAAAUUGAAUGCUAAAUACU